AUGCAACAUCCAUCUUCAAACCCUAAUUCUGGUUCCAUUCCCAAUCCUCACAAUGCAAACACCGCGUCCAAAUUUCCACCACCGCCACCUCCUUCCACGGCGGCAACAACCGCCGCCUGCAAGGCCUCCAUGCUCCCGCGCUCCGGCGGAAACGGUGGGUCCCUCCACCGGAGAGCUCACUCAGAGGUCAGUUUCCGGUUGCCUGACGACAUGAUGGACUUGUCUCCGUCCGAUCCGUUUACCGGCGGAUCGUCGACGGCGAGCCUAGAUGAGAUCGGAUCCGAGGAUGACCUGUUCUCGACGUACAUUGACAUGGAUAAGCUCGGAGGUUCAAACGAUUUGGGAGACGCUGGAGCAGAUCCGGGAAGGAAUGAUGAGGCGGAGAAGAACCAAGGGAGGUCGAGGCAUAGGCAUAGUAGUUCAGUGGAUGGUUCUUCGUCGUUUGGGGAGAUUAUGGAUGGGAAGAAGGCUAUGCCUCCUGAUAAGUUAGCUGAGCUUUGGUCUAUUGAUCCGAAGCGUGCAAAAAGAAUACUUGCGAAUCGACAAUCUGCUGCUCGUUCAAAAGAGAGAAAGGCCCGCUAUAUACAUGAACUAGAGCGCAAAGUUCAGACCCUACAGACUGAAGCUACAACUCUUUCUGCCCAACUAACAUUAUACCAGAGAGACACAACAGGUCUGAGUAAUGAAAAUACAGAGCUUAAGAUCCGUCUGCAAGCCAUGGAGCAACAAGCACAUCUCCGUGAUGCUCUCAAUGAUGCAUUGAAGAAAGAAGUUGAGAGACUGAAGGUUGCUACCGGAGAUAUAAGGAGCCACACUGAAUCUUUCAAUCUUGGUAUGCAACAGAUGCCAUUUACAGAAUCAAAUUACCUUCCUAUUUCACCACAAUCAGGUCAUCCUGGUCACCGUAACAUCCAGUUGCCACUAUUUGGUCACUCCCCAUCUAGCAUGGCAACUCAUCAACUGCAACAAGCAAAUUCUCAUUCAUUUUCAGAAUUAUUGCAAAGCGACCAGAUUGGUCGUUUUCAAGGACUUGAUAUUAGCAGCAAAGGAACAACUGUUGUUAAGUCUGAAGACCCCUCUCUUUCUGCAAGUGAGAGUAGCACUACAUUUUGA
Messenger RNA from Lathyrus sativus (Indian pea), 1113 nucleotides. NCBI's taxonomy places the organism in Eukaryota, Viridiplantae, Streptophyta, Magnoliopsida, Fabales, Fabaceae. The record is from the annotation of a GenBank genome assembly.